AAUCUCCCUCCCUCAGCAUGGAUCUCCAGGAUUUUGUAGAUAAUUAUCGUUCUGGUGAUGAAGAUGUCUAUGAUGAUUCAAUAGUUUAUGGGGAUGGUUACGAUGAUUAUGAGGGUGAAUGUUUUUAUUUAUCCACGGAUGAUGACGAGGGUGAGGGGACUAUUCCCAACGAUGCCAGAAUCUUAGGGGAUGAGAAGAAAAAGCCAGACAUGUCAGGAACAAGAAUGGAGAAAGAAUUGAGUUCUCAUCAUCUUAGUGGUGAUGGAGAGAAAACUAACAUGGAUAUCGAAGAUAAAGCUUUAGAGGAGAAUAUGGCAACUGAGAGGAAGAAAAAGGAGAAGCGCAAGUCUCAGGAGGAUGGGGUCGAAUCAGAGCAGAACAGCGGUAUGGAAAUUGCUAUUGAAGUGAAGAAGAAAAAGGAUUCUAUAAGCAAAAAUGAUGUUCAAUUUAUGGGGAUGGUUAUGAUGAUUAUGCGGGUGAAUGUUUUUAUUUAUCCACGGAUGAUGAAGAUGGUGAACCGAACGAGGGGACUGUUUCAAUCUUAGGCGAUGAGAAGAAGACAACAGACAUGUCAGAAUCAGGAGUGGAGAAAGAAUUGGUUUUUCAUCAAAUCAGUGGCGAUAGUGCCAGUUCUUGUCAGUUGCGUAUUUAAAGAAAUUGUGAAGAUUCGUUAUUAGCCUAUCUACUACUACCAUUUGUAGAUGGCCGAAAAAGAUGCACCUGAUGCAGUCAUAAGCCUAGUUAGUGAGUCAUGGAGAGAAAACUAACAUGGAUAUUGGAGAUGGAGCUUCAGAGGAGAGUGUGGAAACUGAGAGGAAGAAAAAGGAGAAGCGCAAGUCACAGGAGGAUGGGGACGAAUCAGAGCAGAACGACGGUAUUGAAGCUGCCAUUGGAGUGAAGAAGAAAAAGGAUGGAUGGUUAAACUUAACUUCCAUGCAAGCAUCCAAAUCUUCAGGGUAAUCAAAGAUUUGAAGCUGUUUUAAAGGGGAACAAGUUUUAAAUGUUUUUGAUUACCGUUAAUUGGGUACUGUCAAUGUUAGUCUUUAUCUCUAGCUCGAAAGCGAACGUAAAAUAUAUGUCGAGUACUCUUCAGACUGUGCACCAAAUUCAGAUCAAACUUAGAAGUACACCUUACAACAAA
Papaver somniferum (opium poppy) is the source of this 1141-nucleotide messenger RNA. Its product is annotated as H/ACA ribonucleoprotein complex subunit 4-like. The record is from RefSeq and is a predicted model, not a curated record. The transcript is spliced from 6 exons. The coding region runs from base 18 to 545 and encodes 175 amino acids. Lineage: Eukaryota; Viridiplantae; Streptophyta; Magnoliopsida; Ranunculales; Papaveraceae.